AUGGCUCUGCUCAUCGCCUGGGUAUGCCUCGCUGUGAGGUCGGCGGCGGCGCUGGGGGACCAGGGCGGCGGGGGGGACCUCUACUUGGAAAACAUCACUCGGAUCCUCGACAAGCUGCUGGACGGCUACGACAACAGGCUGCGGCCGGGGUUCGGAGGCGCUGUGACUGAAGUCAAAACGGACAUCUACGUGACCAGCUUUGGGCCGGUGUCCGACGUGGAGAUGGAAUACACAAUGGACGUCUUCUUUCGGCAGACAUGGACUGAUGAGAGGUUGAAGUUUAGUGGGCCAACUGAAAUUUUGAGAUUGAACAAUUUAAUGGUCAGUAAAAUUUGGACACCAGACACAUUUUUUAGAAAUGGAAAAAAAUCAAUUGCUCAUAAUAUGACAACUCCUAACAAACUUUUCAGAAUUAUGCAGAAUGGAACUAUUCUUUACACAAUGAGACUAACCAUUAAUGCUGAUUGUCCUAUGCGGUUGGUGAACUUCCCUAUGGAUGGACAUGCUUGUCCAUUGAAGUUUGGAAGCUAUGCUUAUCCAAAAAGUGAAAUAAUUUAUACAUGGAAAAAAGGACCCCUGCAUUCAGUAGAAGUACCACAGGAGUCUUCCAGUCUCCUCCAAUAUGACCUCAUAGGACAAACUGUAUCUAGUGAAACAAUUAAAUCUAACACAGGUGAAUAUGUAAUCAUGACAGUUUAUUUCCACUUACAAAGGAAGAUGGGCUACUUCAUGAUACAGAUAUAUACUCCAUGCAUUAUGACAGUCCUUCUUUCUCAGGUGUCUUUCUGGAUUAAUAAGGAGUCUGUUCCAGCCAGAACAGUUUUUGGAAUCACUACAGUUCUAACAAUGACCACCUUAAGCAUCAGUGCACGCCAUUCUUUGCCCAAGGUGUCCUAUGCUACUGCCAUGGACUGGUUCAUAGCCGUGUGCUUUGCCUUUGUCUUCUCUGCACUUAUUGAGUUUGCAGCUGUCAACUACUUUACCAAUCUUCAGACUCAGAGAGCAAUGAGGAAGGCAGCCAGGGCAGCAGCACUGGCAGCAGCACUAUCAGCAGCAACUGUACCGGCAGAGGACGAGAUUGUCUCGCAUUCUGACUCCAACUGUAAUUUGAAGAAGCGAGUAAACUCCAUAACAUCUCAGGCAGAUCAGUCUCCUGAUGCCAGCAUAAUAUCAAAUAGUGCAUACCAGUAUCAACCAGCAUCUGUUCCUCCACCAGUCCCACCACCACCACCUGUUGGAGGCACAAGUAAAAUAGACCAGUAUUCUAGGAUCCUCUUUCCAGUGGCAUUUGCAGGAUUCAACCUGGUAUACUGGGUUGUUUAUCUUUCAAAAGACACUAUGGAAUUUUUUGAACCUACUGCAAUGAACUUUCGAAGUGACCUAGAGUCCGACUGAAGAACAGCUCAACAUUUCAAAGAAGUCAGUGGAGCUCAU
Melopsittacus undulatus (budgerigar) is the source of this 1434-nucleotide messenger RNA. RefSeq names its product gamma-aminobutyric acid type A receptor subunit alpha6 (gene GABRA6). Gene Ontology annotation, biological process: synaptic transmission, GABAergic; regulation of postsynaptic membrane potential; gamma-aminobutyric acid signaling pathway. The transcript is spliced from 10 exons. Gene Ontology annotation, molecular function: benzodiazepine receptor activity; GABA-A receptor activity; GABA-gated chloride ion channel activity. Lineage: Eukaryota; Metazoa; Chordata; Aves; Psittaciformes; Psittaculidae. Bases 1 to 1395 code for a protein of 464 amino acids. The record is from RefSeq and is a predicted model, not a curated record. Gene Ontology annotation, cellular component: dendrite membrane; postsynapse; synapse.